Bactrocera latifrons is the source of this 836-nucleotide messenger RNA. RefSeq names its product glucose dehydrogenase [FAD, quinone]. Gene Ontology annotation, molecular function: flavin adenine dinucleotide binding; oxidoreductase activity, acting on CH-OH group of donors. Lineage: Eukaryota; Metazoa; Arthropoda; Insecta; Diptera; Tephritidae. The record is from RefSeq and is a predicted model, not a curated record.
CAUCUGCUCGGCCUAAUCAGGUAGCAGUGCAACGGUACUUACUAGAACGUGUACGUUGRCGCAGCGUGCGUGGCACAGUUGCUGCCGCUUUUCCAUCCAUUAGUAUGACAACGAGCUGCGGUAUGCCACACAUCAGUUGGAGCUGCGUCAGCCUUUGGCUUGCCACUUUGCCGCUGCUAAUGAAUGCUCAGCCACUCGUCGAUUUGGCACGCAAUUUCGAGACGUCACUACUCAAUACGCGUCUACCGGAUACUCAAACGUUCGAUGAGGCUUAUGAUUUCAUAAUUAUCGGCGCUGGUUCGGGUGGCUGUGAUGUUGCUAAUAGACUGAGUGAGAUUAGCAAUGCAACGGUGCUAUUGCUGGAGGCGGGCGAUCAGGAAAUGUUCUUGAGGGACGUCCCCCUUACCGCCGCGCUCACCCAGAUGACACGCUACAAUUGGGGUUACAAGUCUGAUCCGACACCGAAUGCUUGCCAGGGUCUCAAAGGUGGUGUCUGCAAUUGGCCRAAAGGACGUGGUAUUGGCGGUACAAGUCUCAUWAAUUUCAUGCUUUACACACGUGGCCAUCGCAAGGACUAUGAUCACUGGGCUGCACUAGGCAAUAAUGGUUGGAGUUAUAAGGAGGUGUUGCCAUAUUUCAAAAAAUCGGAAAAUAUUGGCAUCGAAGAAUUGCGCAAGUCGCCGUACCACGGGCGCAACGGUCCGCUCGAUGUCAGCUAUACCGACUUCAAGUCAAGCAUACUAAAAGCCUUUCUGAAAUCAAGUCGCGAAAUGGGUUACGAAAUCACGGAUACAAAUGGUGAGCAGUUGAUGGGAUUUGCGCGUACACAGGCAAAU